UGCUUCCACGAUGAUAUCGGCACUGCUACUUGUGCUCGCAACGGUCGUUUUCGCAGACGGCGAGUGGACAGUUCAUAAUUUCAAUCGAAGCCUGGUCCACCCAUUGAAAGAUGCCAAGGAUAAUUUUGUCUACGUGACUUUUUCGCUGAACGAUCACGAAGCCAUCAAGUUAAAUUUCCAAGACGAGCGUAAAUCGUGCGUUGUUCCUCACGAGUUGCCGUACAAUACGAGGAGCAAACACAAAGUCGCCGCUCUCGGCAACGGCAAAGUCAUCGUAACGAUGAUGAACAAUCAGAUGAAUCGGGCUAGAAUAAGUGACGCGAUAACCAAAUUCGACUGGAAGCUGUCUAUAAUCGAUCCUAAUAAUUGCAGUUAUCAGCACAAAAUUAUCGGGCAUGUGAAGACGAGCUUCGACAACAUCUUGCCGUACGUGGAUACUUUUGAUCUCUACGCCAAAAGCAAUCAAAUUAGCAAAGUGCUGAGGUUUAAGGACAACGGCGAACUUGAAGGAUUUUCAGCGAUUGUCCCAGAUAAGAAGGGCUUGGGAAUAAAAGUCGCCAAAGAAUACGAUCCUAGCCAAGGUUACUACUACGUGGUGCCAAAUCGUAAGAAGAGCCAGUCGAUUAUCAAGAAACUCAAUUCGCACUUCCAGGUGACGAAAACCUACGUAGUCGAGCGUGACAGACUGUCUCAAGAUCCACAAUCUUACUCGAUGAACUACGGUAGAAUUACAUUUUGCUACUUCACCGGUAACAGAAUGAAUCUCGAGUGCGCUGUCAUCAAUGGCGAAUUGGAUCGUGAGUUGCUUAAGAUUCGACUGAUCUAUGAACACGCGUUAUCGGGAACGACAGUCGUCAACUUCCGACAUGGGUUUGCUGUUGUUCAUUAUCAGCGUCACAAGAAUCAAAUGUCCACUGUUUAUGCUCGUCGAGUGAGCGAGGCAGGCGAAAUUGGAUCGGUUGUGAAAAUCGGUGAAGUGACCGACGCAAUACACUACGUUUAUAGUUUUGUUAUGAACGAUGGAAAAUUAUGCGUUGUCGUCACUUUUGGCGAUGCCGUUCUGACCAAAUAUAUCGAUCUUGACUGAUAAGCAUUAAUGUGUCUUUUUUUAUACUUUACUUUUUAUGCAAUAAAUUUGAAAUAGUUUUUUCGUGUAAAUGACGAAAUAAUUAUAACCUUGCACACCAUUGAUAGUUUUUUCUUCAAAUCCCAACUGUAUACUGAUAUCAGUGUCUCGAA
This is a messenger RNA of Phymastichus coffea, 1239 nucleotides long. RefSeq lists its product as uncharacterized. Bases 11 to 1087 code for a protein of 358 amino acids. The transcript has a single exon. Lineage: Eukaryota; Metazoa; Arthropoda; Insecta; Hymenoptera; Eulophidae. The record is from RefSeq and is a predicted model, not a curated record.